CAUAAUCAAACCCAAAAAAAUAUCAAGCUGGUCUGAGCGAAAUGGCUCCGGUAGGGCUGCCUCCGGGGUUCAGGUUCCACCCGACGGACGAGGAGCUGGUGAACUAUUAUCUGAAGAGGAAGAUAAACGGGGAGGAGAUAGAGCUCGACAUCAUUCCGGAGGUUGAUCUUUACAAAUGCGAGCCAUGGGAGCUGGCCGACAAGUCUUUCUUGCCCAGCCGGGACCCCGAAUGGUACUUCUUCGGCCCCCGCGACCGUAAGUAUCCCAACGGGUUCAGGACGAACCGGGCCACGCGAGGAGGGUAUUGGAAAUCUACGGGGAAAGACCGGAGGGUUACGAGCCAGAGUCAGAACCGAGCCAUCGGGAUGAAGAAGACGCUCGUUUAUUACAGAGGGAGGGCUCCUCAGGGCAUCCGUACCGAUUGGGUCAUGCACGAGUACCGCCUCGACGACAAGGACGAUCUCGACUCCUCCCCCCUCCAGGAUUCGUAUGCGCUGUGUCGAGUAUUCAAGAAGAACGGAAUAUGCUCGGAGGUGGAAGAUCAACAGCAAAGAGGGGAAUGCAGCAGCUUCACGUUAAUGGAGAAUUCCAACAACGAAUACGAGACAAUGUCCUCAGCUUGUCCCGAAGACGACGACAAAGAUGACUCCUGGAUGCAAUUUAUCACUGACGACGCAUGGGACUCCAACGCUUCAGCCGCCGUCAUGGGUUCCGACCACGGCCAUGGCCAUGGCCAAGGUGUGUAUUAAUUUUAACUUUAUAAUUUGAGGUUGGUGGGCAAAAAACAGCUAAAUAACGUCACUAGAUAUAUGCUAUUUUUAUGGUAUUUUCUUGACAGAAUAAGACAUUUCGUCUUAUGGGCAUUUGCUAAUUAUGGUUAUAUUAUACAUACGGCAACAUGUGUUCUUCUGUGUCGUCGAACAUUUUCUCUCUCCUUUCUUUUGACCCUUCGGCUGAUUGGACGGGGCCUUGGAUUUUUCUUUA
Molecule: messenger RNA, 984 nt
Organism: Tarenaya hassleriana
Lineage: Eukaryota; Viridiplantae; Streptophyta; Magnoliopsida; Brassicales; Cleomaceae
Product: NAC domain-containing protein 86
Exons: 2
Coding region: 42-749 (235 amino acids)
Biological process (GO): regulation of DNA-templated transcription
Molecular function (GO): DNA binding
Source: RefSeq, a predicted model, not a curated record